This is a messenger RNA of Neurospora crassa OR74A, 3549 nucleotides long. RefSeq lists its product as hypothetical. The coding region runs from base 265 to 3396 and encodes 1043 amino acids. Lineage: Eukaryota; Fungi; Ascomycota; Sordariomycetes; Sordariales; Sordariaceae. The transcript is spliced from 2 exons. The record is from RefSeq and is a predicted model, not a curated record.
GGAAGUGAGGAAGGUGUGAGGCAUCGCUACUUCCUACUGACCAGCAAAAACGCAGACGGCGAAAUGAGAUGGAGACAGAGUUUCGAAAUGUCGAGAGUGAACAACACAUUGACGUGUGGCCAAGUUCCCACCACAGAAUGCCUCUCUGCCAUCAUUUGUGAUGUUUUUCUGACAUCUUUAUCCACGCCGUCAUCACUCAUCUACCAUCUUUAGGAGCAUUGAUACCCGGGGGUACGAGACCGUUGACGAUCAUAAGACCAGAAGAUGGACCUUGAAACGAGCACCGACUUGAUCUCCUUAGAACGUUCUCUGCCCAGCAAUGCGUGCACAGCAACAAGCGACUGUGAUCAAUCAACCAUCUCGGAUGAUCCAGAUGCAGACGAGUAUGCGCGAUGCCAUGGCCUCACCGUUGACAGCUUGAAGCUGGAUCCAUGGAAAGGUGUACUCGAGAGGGAUGCGCGUAUCGCGGCAACUCUCAUUCAGACCGAGUUCGGAGAACUAAUCGAAACGGAAAAUCCCCUUGAAGAGCUCGCUUUUCGGCCCAUCCUCGGAAAAGCAGAACAAUGGUCUGUGUCAGCAGAGUCUCUUGCACUCCUUCAACAAAUCUGUAAGCCUUGUACAGACCGAGAGGUAGCGGAGCAUAUGGCAGAACUGUGCUUCGCUGAGACCGCCGAGUUGAAGCUCAAGAUCGAACAGCCUGUGCUGCGGAGUGAUCACCAGACGGACUGCAGAAGGCUGGAGAGACGGAUCAAGGCCUUUCAUAAGGUCCCGCUACCAGACCAUCAUCUUCCAUUGCAUCCGGUCGAUAUUGAACAAGGGGAAGGUCUCGAGUUUCCUGAAAGCGCGCGGAAAGGCGACGAGGCACUUAUGGAGAGUCUUACCAAGGAGACAAUCGAAGUCACCAAGGACACGCUGAUGUUCUUGGUUCAGAGUCUCAAGGCAGACUGGGGUGACGAUGAAGAGCGUGACCUCAUGGAAAGCGUCUCAACGUACAGCGGGCUGAACAGGGUAGAGCCUGUAACCCCUCCGCUGAGUCCUCGAACACGCCCCGAACCAGAGUAUCAUAUUCCCGAUGACACAACCUGUGCGGUCCCUAUUCUAUCUGACCCAGACUCUUCUUUGAGCGCAGAGUUAGAGGCAGUAGAAGGAAAGAUCCUGUCCAAAGACAACAACUUCUGGAGCGGCAUUGCUUCCCAGAAGUCCAAGUCACCGGACAGAUACGAUGAUAUCGACGUAUCGGGAAUGAUAAGAGCCGGGGAAUUUUCGGUGCCCAGAUCAUCUUCGUCUUCCCCGGAACUGAUUGCUCGGGAUUUCAAGAUUGAAGUACCUCUGCUGCCGAAUGAUGGCCUUGUAAUUGAAGACAAGGCUCCUCCCCGCGUCCUGCUACCAGAGGACCUGAAAGAGGCCAAGGAUCUCAUGGCCAGCGACACAGUUUCAAGCAAAGGAGGUGAGUUGGAUGGCCGACUGGACGACUUCUUUGAAGAAACCGCAACAAGAGUGAUGCGCUCUGUUGAGCAGGAGCAACUUCAGCCACUUGACGCAACCGCACGAGUCACAGCUCCAGUGAUGGAUUUCUCCAUUCCUGUCCGUGAAUGGGACGAACACUUUUGGACUGCCCAGGUCAUGUUUGAAUGGAUACGGAAAACAACUGACGUUGACUGGAAGGGCAUCAAAUGGCGAAAAGACAACAUCAAGGAGCAGCAAAUGGUAUGGGCCCCCUUGGCCCACAUGGCCGAGAAACAAUUGACAACAGAGGCGGUUGAGGUUGUUCCAAGUGUUCUUGCUUACUUCCUGGAGGAACCGUGGGAAGGCGAGAUACAAACAAGUGCCGAUUUCGUCAACACACAACCCAGGCUGUUGUUCCUGCGUAGGGAUGAAGAUGAUAAAGAUGAACUCCUUGAGGAGAGAUCAAGGGAACCCAGCGUCCCCCCAUCAAAAGAAUUGGUCCUCUCAAGCACGAGCAUCAAGACAGUCCGUCCUUGCAGUAGGUCAGCCCAUGCCUUCCAGGCUCAACAAUCCAUGGAUGUACAGACUAGGCAGGGCUUGACGUCGCCCCCUCUUGCCAUGUUGCAAUCUCGAGACCUGACAAGCCUUUUGCGUGGAAAGAAGAGGCAACUUGGACCCAUCCAACGGCAGUCGUCACCAGUUACCGGACCUCUGAUCCGGGUCCUCGACAUAACCAAUCAUGACGUGCCAAACUCGACACACGUACUGAAGGGUUUUGAGAACGAGUAUAUGGACUUCGGCUCGCUUGUGGAAAAUUUCGUCGAAAUGAACAUGCCAAAAAAGGCCAAGCUCAGCCAUAGCCGCUUCUUCAACCGACCGGCGCUGCCCCAGCCAGAAUCCGCAGCCGUCUCCAACACGAAGCCCACGGAACCCAAGGCUCAACCUGCGCCCGCAAUCAUUCUUGCUGUUUCUCCGGACAUCGUCCCCCCCAAAACUCCGCCUCGGAUAAUCGUGUCUGCUGCAGUCUCUAAUAUUGUCACGAGCCAUCUGGAGAAACUGGUGCCAGGAAUUGACCUCAUCGUACGCGACCAUGAGCGACUCAGGGCAGAAAACGCGCCCCCGGGUAGCAAACAGCCAAAUUGCGACGAGGCCGACUUCGUCUUGUCCCCAGCCACAGGGAUUAUAGUUACGACCAUGAUAAAACUAAGACAGAAACCCCUCCCCGCAGCCCCAGGCCAACAACAGCAACUACAACAACAGCCAACCUUCCGCAAUGUAGUCGAGAACGUAGCAAUACGUCAUGAACGGCUGAUCGUUCUCAUCUCAGAGGGAAACAAACACAGUGAGACCAUGAAUCCGCUCUCCCCAUCUGAUACGAAGGCCCUCACCGAGUUCCAGUGUUUCGCAAGUGCGCUACAGGCGCAGACUGACGUGUGCGUCUAUUAUGCUGGCGGAGGCACCGAGACGCUGGCCAAGUGGGUAGCAGCUACAAUAUGCGAUUAUGGAACUGAAGCUCAAGAGUGGCAGAGCAUACUGCUGCCUGUGGAAACAGGUUGGGAGCUUUUCCUGCGGAGAGCGGGAAUGAAUGUUUUUGCUGCGCAGGUUGUCCUUGGGAUGCUCAGGGUUCCUGAUGACGAGGUUGCGAUUGGUGGAAAAGAGGGUAAGCUGUACGGCUUGCCGGCCUUCCUGAUGAUGUCGAAAGACGAGAGGGCAGAGAAGUUUGCGGAAAUAUUUGGUGGAAGGAGGCUUCUGGAUGCAGUGAGUGGUGUGGUUGAUGAGCCCUGGGGAGACGGAAAUGUGAUAGAGGUGGACAACAGCGGGGUGAGUCAGGAUAAGGAGGUUGCUGAUAUUUUCAGUGAUGAUAUCGAAUUCUCUGGCGGCUUAGGUCCAGAUGAUCCCAUGGAGCAGUUUUCUGAUGGGUUUGGCCACAAUUCUUCACCAUGGGAGUGAUGAGGGAACAAGGUUGAGGUGAAAGACGAAGGAAACUCACAUAGUGCUGACUGUUCACUAUGCAGCACUGCAAAAUAGACUGUCUUUCGAAGUUUUGGCCACCAAGCAAGACCUGCCGUAAGACAGACAGGAAAUGAAGUUAGCUUUAUCGCG